UGCAAUACCUUCUACUUAAUCACCCAGCAUUGUGCAAUAUUUAAAUUUUCGAAAAAAUGUCACUGUUAUUUUUUAGAAUUCACUGCUCAUUAGAAGACCGCCAGCAGAGGUUGCACUGUAUACAAAAAGGAUAAAAUAUUCAUGGGAAAAGGAGGUGGGUGGUUUUAUCACAGAGCGCAACGUUGACUUUUCAAGUGGAAAUGAUUGGAUAGAAUUUACAGUUUCAAAUCGUUCAAUAUCGUGAUGGAGUUUAAACAUAAAGUUAUUUUGGCAUUUGUCUUAUCAGUUUUCAUUACAACAAUUUUCUGCAGCGCUAAAUUUCGAAUAUCAAAAUGGAAUAUGUGUCCUCCGAAAGAAAGGAAAUUUUUGUCAUUCGUGAAAAAAUCUCUCGAAGCCUGUGUUGACCACUGUUUAAGGAGAAAGCACUGCUUUGCGGUCGGAUACAAGCGUUUGUAUACUUUAUGCGAGCUUUUCACCGAGUUUACGUCUGCGUCAACUGACCGUGGGCAUUGUGUGAUUGUGAACAAAGACGAUAUUCAGACCCCGGAUGAAACAAACAAUGCGGAUCAAAGCAAUGAAUGCGACGAGUGGGAAGUGAAUCAAUCAACUGGAACGGGUGUUACGUGUGCGAAACAUGAAUGUCAAGGGCAAGAUACUUUGGAAAACGUGGUACGUCAAGGAAAUCUGAACGAGAUAGGUUCCAAGCUUGUGUCUUGUAAUCAAAGUGGAAAUGGCGUGGUAGAUGUUCAGACCCUAGAAUGCUCAUCUAAUGGAGAUUGGGAAAUUAGUUCGACAGUAAACAUGUGUUCGUCAGUGGUUGCUCGGAUGACUCAGCUGUAUUGUUCACAGUCAAAAAUACAAAUAUUCACCACCACGAUGUCGCAACCUGACGCCACAACAUUCUGCGCAACUAUUGGCGGGAAAUUAGUUAAAGUCGACGAGGAAUGGAAAUUCGAUGCUAUUCAAGCGCUUGUACGUGACUGUCCAGCUCUAAAUUCUUACCAGUACUGGGUAGAUGGUUUUAAUGCACAAACCGGAAUAGAUGAUUGGAAAUUUUCUGAUGGUACUCUGGUGCCCAUGGACAAACAUUUUUGGAAAUAUAUUGCCCCAAAUGAAAUGACAGGUGCUCCAAAUUGCUUCCGUAUGGUGCGUCACAGUUGGGAUGAAAUAGGGGACCAUCGUUUCGACGAUAAAACGUGUUCGGAACCUUUUGGUUAUAUAUGUGAACAAAAUUAACAAACACAUUAAAUUCAUUAGAAUUAUAUUGUUAUAAACCAGAUUUCAAGUAGAGGCACCGGAAACAUAUUUAUUUUUAAAAAGUACAUAAAAAGCUUAGUAGAUAUAUAAGAAACAAAACCGUAGGCAUAAAUGUUGCCGAUUUCAAAUUAUCAUUUUCUAAUAACCGAUAAAUGAACUAUGUUAAAUGCGCAUUCAAAACUCUUUAAUAUGGAAAGCCAUGUCUGUCUUAUAUUGUUAUUUCUUAAUUGAUUUAACCAUUUGGAUAAUAUAUAAGUUCACUUCGACAGUAUAUGAAUUUCAAACAAUAUCUUACUAAACCGGAAACAUUAUAUAAUUUCAAAGUACAAUAUAUGAAACCAUGCCGUCAGUGUAUGAAACCGAGGUAGCUAUAUAUAAGUUGGUUUUCUCAAUAUAUGACACCAGUUCUUCAAUAUAUGGUAUCAGAGUAGCCAUACAUGGAACCAGAUAUCCUUAUUUGAAUCCGAAUUAUCAAUAUAUAAUUUCAUUUUUCAAUAUAUAAAAUGAUGUCGUCAAUGUAUGAAACCAAAGUAACAAUAUAUAAGUUGAUUUCACAUUAUAUGUUACCCAUUCUUUGAUAUUUGGUACCAAUGUAACCAUUUAUUGAACCAGAUGUCUUUAUAUGAAACCGAAUAAUCAAUUUAUUAAUUCGUUUUAUAAUAUAAUGAAACCAUUUAAUCAAUAUUUGGAACCGAAGUAGCAAUAUAUAAUUGGUUAACAAUUUAUAUGAAACCAAUCUUCAAGGAAUGUUGGGUUUAAAUUUGAUUGUAUAAAUAUGCAUGAUUUUUUAAAUUUCUAUUUGUUAGUGAUCGUACCUCUAAAUUACUUUCACAGUUAUUUUGCUCUGCUUAAAAAGUUUAUUAGCUUAACAAUCUGUAUCCAUAAACAUUGUUAAUAGAGGGGUCGAGUGUUGACCGGUACCGAGUUGUUAUAGAGCCGAGUUGACCCUUUACCAAUAUUAAAACAUAUUGCAAAUGAAAAAUGUUGCAGUUUUGGAGAGGUAAGAGGGUUGUUGAGUGGGUAAAGGGUAGUGGGCGGGGUAGCGACCAAUCAAUGCGCAGACACCUGUGACUUAAGUUUCUCAACAUGAUUGUCAUGACACCUGAAUUUUAAAUCAAACAUAGCCUCUGUUUCAGAGUGCAGGAAAUGAUAAACGGUAUGUGUAAUCAAACACUAACAACAGAAAAUGUAGUCCAAGCAUACUAAUAAUUCACAUUUCGAUUUUACUCAUUAAGAUAUGUUUAUUUGGUUAAAUCUAACAAAUUUGGCGAAAUGUACUAUCUGUGAAUCUAUGCAUCCUACUUUCGUUUUCGAUUAAUCUGUCUGCCACCGAUAUGUCUUAAAUUGUUUUAGAAAUUCAUAAUUCUCGUAAUUUAAUAUCUUGACUUGGAAACGUAUAAAAAAAAUCCUGUGUAUGACAAGGAACAGAACCAGGAAAUGAUAAAAU
This is a messenger RNA of Ruditapes philippinarum (Manila clam), 2704 nucleotides long. RefSeq lists its product as uncharacterized. Lineage: Eukaryota; Metazoa; Mollusca; Bivalvia; Venerida; Veneridae. The transcript has 5 exons. The coding region runs from base 244 to 1236 and encodes 330 amino acids. The record is from RefSeq and is a predicted model, not a curated record.